Messenger RNA from Trematomus bernacchii (emerald rockcod), 1481 nucleotides. It is a transcript of the gene kcnk12, whose product is annotated as potassium channel, subfamily K, member 12. Gene Ontology annotation, cellular component: membrane. Gene Ontology annotation, molecular function: potassium ion leak channel activity. NCBI's taxonomy places the organism in Eukaryota, Metazoa, Chordata, Actinopteri, Perciformes, Nototheniidae. Gene Ontology annotation, biological process: potassium ion transmembrane transport; stabilization of membrane potential. Bases 189 to 1421 code for a protein of 410 amino acids. The record is from RefSeq and is a predicted model, not a curated record. The transcript is spliced from 2 exons.
AGUUACAGAUACAAACAUUUUACAACUACAAUGGGACAACGUGGUGGGCUAAGUAGAGGAAAUGUUGCCUAUGGAAGUGCAGCGAGAGUGCAGGGCAGUGACUUCCAGAGGACACCUGCAGACGAGUGAAUGCCGUCUCCGAUGUGGAGCUUGUCGCUGUCCGACGCGCGCUUGGUGCUGAAAUUUGGAUGAUGUCUGGCCAGCGAUUGCAAGGCUGCCGCUCCCUGCACCUCAACGAGGACAACGGCCGCUUCGUGCUGCUCGCCGUCCUCAUCGUACUGUACCUGCUGUGCGGCGCUGCAGUCUUCUCGGCCAUCGAGAGGCCCUCGGAGCUGCGGGCUCACGGCCGCUGGCACGGGACGCUCCUCAACUUCAGUGAGACCUUCAACAUCAGCCUGCAAGAGCUCAACUCCUUCCUGCGGGAGUACGAGGCUGCCAUCGCCACCGGGAUCCGGGCUGACGCUCUGAGGCCACGAUGGGAUUUUACAGGAGCAUUUUAUUUUGUUGGAACUGUGGUGUCGACUAUAGGCUUUGGGAUGACGACGCCUGUGACGGUUGCAGGGAAGGUGUUCCUGAUCUUUUACGGGCUUCUGGGCUGCGCGGCCACCAUCCUCUUCUUCAACCUCUUCCUGGAGCGAAUCAUCACACUGCUGGCCGUGGUGAUGAAGGCUGUGAGGGAGCGUCGAAUCAGGAACAGCGGUUUACUUCCGCCGGGCAUCCGCCAUGACUUCUCAGCCUACUCCCUCCCCGGCUGGAAGCCGUCCGUGUACCACGUGAUGCUGAUUCUCGGCCUGUCAGCCAUCACUAUCUCCUGCUGUGCGUCAGCCAUGUACACCCCUGUCGAGGGGUGGGCUUACUUAGACUCGCUUUACUUCUGCUUUGUUACCUUCAGCACCAUUGGAUUUGGAGAUUUUGUUAGCAGCCAGAGCGCCGCUUACAAAUACCAAAGCCUCUACAGGGUGGCCAACUUCUUCUUCAUGCUAAUGGGCGUGUGUUGCAUCUACUCGCUCUUCAAUGUUAUCUCUAUUGUCAUUAAGCAGGUGCUCAACUGGAUUCUGGAGAAAAUGAGCUGCUUGUUUUGCCAGCGCUGCAAUAAGGCCACCGUGCUCCUGGGCAGACGGAACGCAAUCCGCCCGGGCUCCAAGAGUCGCCAGGGUCGGACUGGCCAGUUGUCCGACUCUGAUGGACCUUGUGAUAGUGAUACAGAGGGACGCAGACUCUCAGGGGAGAUGAUCUCAAUGAAAGACUUGGCAGCCUCCAACAAGGUGUCGCUGGCCAUCAUGCAGAAGCAGCUGUCUGAGUCGGCAAAUGGAUAUCCCAGGACAGUGUGUGGAAGCUCACGCCAUAAUGGUUUCUCUGGGGGGGUUGGCGCUCUCGGUAUCAUGAACAACAGGCUGGCAGAGACAAGUAACUCCAGGUAGAGGACACAAUAAGUUUUGGAGCUCUUGAUUCUCAAACUGUCUAACAAUCCCUGAGGUUGA